GAUGUGGAGGAAAAGGUGGAGGUUGCCAGCAUGGGAGCGGGAGCGGCUGGAUGCCACCGCCUCCCGCUCUUUCUCCUGUCGCCCACAAGCGCACGCCCCGUCUCUUCUAUAUACAGAAACUCCCGAUCAACCGCAGAGCGGCCGGCUAGUAUGUUCAUUGUUUCUCUUAGGCGAGCCCCUCGCGAAGCGCCACGCGGGCGUCUCCGUGCUCGGAUGCGCCAUCGCGAUGGUGGCCGUGGGGGGCUGCGCGCAGGGCAUCGGCCAGCUCUUCGCGGCGUUGGUGGUCGGCAUGGCGCGCAACCCUUCCAUGAAGGAGGACCUGUUCACCUACACCCUGAUCGGGAUGGGCUUCCUCGAGUUCCUCGCCAUCGUCGUGAUCCUCAUCGCGGGGCUCCUGCUGUACUCCGAGUGA
This is a messenger RNA of Prorocentrum cordatum, 412 nucleotides long. The record is from the annotation of a GenBank genome assembly. Lineage: Eukaryota; Dinophyceae; Prorocentrales; Prorocentraceae.